Eimeria acervulina is the source of this 852-nucleotide messenger RNA. RefSeq lists its product as hypothetical. The record is from RefSeq and is a predicted model, not a curated record. The transcript is spliced from 5 exons. Bases 1 to 852 code for a protein of 283 amino acids. NCBI's taxonomy places the organism in Eukaryota, Apicomplexa, Conoidasida, Eucoccidiorida, Eimeriidae.
AUGAAGACAAAAUAUGAAGCUAGGGUUUUCUCAGGCACGAAGCGGCUUUCAUUUAUUCAUAAAGACGAUAGACCUUCAAAUCUCUCUUUUGAGGCUUGGACAUGCCCAGACCUAUUAGAUGCUUCUGACCUUGAAAAGCUACCGCAGGCGGAGCGGUUUGAUACCAAAAAUAAUAUGCCCAGGGCCUUGGCGAGCAAAUACGACACGCUGAAGUCUCUGUUUAAUGAGGUAAUAGAAGCAAAGAAGUUAUUAGAUGAAGAUAUUUUUGUCGGUUCUCCUCGCUACUUUUUGUUGGAAGUCCUCGACCAACGAAUGGAGUCGCAGUUCCUACCGACGCUUGUCGCACUAAAGGAUGCUAAAGCACACGGUACAGCACAUGCAACAGCAGCAACAGCAGCAGGAGCAGCAGCACGCCACCAGAAACAGCAUCACCAACAGCAACAUCAGCAGCAGCAGCAGCAGCAACAGCAGCAGCAGCAGCAACAGCAGCAGCAGCAGCAACAGCAGCAGCAGCAACUUUAUUCAUUGUGUGUGUAUGCGCUUAUCGGCACAUUACACGACAAACACUUGCAUGCAACAUCAACAGCAGCAGCAACAGCAGCAGCAGCAACAGCAGCAGCAGCAACAGCAGCAGCAGCAACAGCAGCAGCAGCAACAGCAGUAACAGCAGCAGCAUUAGUAUUAAAUGCGUAUGCUAGCUCUCUUCACGACAAACACAUGCAUGCAUGGGUCUGCACCUUUCAUUGGGAUGACGAAAGAGAGACAGGAAAUGUUAAACUCUGGGAGACUACCAGCGGCGUUGUCUACCUCCUUAAAAAUAGAUUUCAAGAUCAACUUGUUGCUGAGGCGUAA